Molecule: messenger RNA, 1114 nt
Organism: Arabidopsis arenosa
Lineage: Eukaryota; Viridiplantae; Streptophyta; Magnoliopsida; Brassicales; Brassicaceae
Source: the annotation of a GenBank genome assembly
AGAAACCCCUUUUGAAAAAUGUCGUCAGCUUCUUGUUCCUCCGCCGUGGCGGUAUCCGCCGCAGCCAUCGCUUCGUCCGCCGCUACCUUUAAUCCAUUACUCUCCUCCCACUCCAAUUUCCAACUCUUCUAUCGCUUUACACCAAAAUCCUUCAAACUCGUUGCUAAUUGCCCUAACCCACUAAUUCCCCAUUCAAAUAUCCGUCGCCACCGCUUCUUCUGCGCCGCCGAAACCGGAGCUACUUCGGCCGAUGAUGAAAUCCACGCCUCAGUUGAAGAAGAAGAUGAUGAUGAAGAGGAAGAAGAAGAAGAAGAAGUAGAGGAAGAAGACGCAGAUGAAAAACAAACGACACAAGCGAGUGGUGAAGAAGGGAGGCUUUACGUUGGGAAUUUACCUUACACAAUCACUUCCUCUGAGCUCUCUCAGCUUUUUGGAGAAGCUGGCAAUGUCGUCGAUGUUCAGAUUGUUUAUGAUAAAGUUACUGAUAGAAGCAGAGGAUUUGGAUUUGUAACCAUGGGAACCAUUGAAGAAGCUAAGGAAGCGAUUCAGAUGUUUAACAGCUCUCAAAUUGGUGGUAGAACUGUGAAAGUGAACUACCCGGAGGUGCCGAGAGGCGGCGAGAGAGAAGUAAUGAGAACCAAAAUCCGUGAUACUAACCAGAGUUAUGUAGAUAGUCCUCACAAGAUCUAUGCAGGAAACCUUGGUUGGAAUCUAACUUCACAAGGUCUAAAAGAUGCAUUUGCUGAUCAACCUGGUGUGCUUGGUGCUAAAGUUAUCUAUGAAAGAAAUACUGGGAGGUCUCGGGGAUUUGGUUUCAUCUCUUUCGAGUCAGCGGAAGAUGUUCAGUCUGCUUUGGCUACCAUGAAUGGCGUGGAAGUUGAAGGACGAGCACUGAGGCUAAAUUUGGCUUCAGAGAGAGAGAGACCCACUGUAUCUCCUCCGUCUGUAGAAGAAGGAGAAACCGAAGAGGCCAGUCUAGAGAGUAGCGAGGUGCUUUCGAACGUUAGUACAUGAAGCAGCAAAAGCACAAUAGAUUCCGGAUAAGUUUCAGACUGAUCAGCUCGAGGGCCAAAGAAUGGAAAUUUUGUUUUCUUUAUAAAUGUGUUGUGUUCUA